AUGGGCGUAGAGUCGCCCACGACAGCUCGCGAACUCGAUUUUGACGACGACCAGACUGAUGCCGCAGGCGCCUCCUUGAAGUCGCCCCCGCCCAAGAAAGUCAGCUUCCAAGAGGACGAGGGUCCCACGCCCCCGCCCAAGCCUCCGCGACCAAUGAGUCCCCAAGCGCAAGCCGAGGUCACCCUCAUCGAGGCCUUCCCGGACAUAGACCCCAAGGUCGUCAAGGCCGUCUUGGUCGCCAGCAACGGCAAGGUCGAGCCCGCUUUCAACGCUCUGCUGAGCAUGUCCGACCCGAACUUUAGAGCAGAGGAAACCCCGCCCCCGCAACCUCCUCGCCCGACCGCGGCGCAGAGCCAGUUGGAAUCCGACGAGCAGUACGCGCGUCAGCUCGCCGCACACUACAAUAACGCUGGUAUCCCUCGCGCACCGGGUGACCCGUCGAGGCAGCGCCAGCCGAGGGAUCCGAGGGAUCCGAGGGGAGAUGAGGACGACAAGGAAUACAGCUUCUUUGACGAUGAUCUCCCAGUCAUCCGCGAGAACGUGCGCAAGGGAUUCCUCGAGACGCAGACGAAGGUCAACAAAUGGAUAACCGACUUCAAGAAGAAGCUUGAUGGCGAGGAGGAGGACGAGGACUACCGCCCGGGUUCCUCCACCCAGCGCCAGAACUUUGGCCCCUCCCAAUCGGACCAGCUCUAUGGCAUUCGCAAGAGCGCCGAGAGCAAUCGCAGGAGCGCAGACCGUGAGCGUUAUGAUGCGGACCCGCGCGUCUUGAGCGACGACUUUAGCGCGCUCGAGCUUAGGGACAACGAGGGUAAACCGCCUCCCCCGCAGCCUCGCCGCCCUCAAGCCAACCCGGACCUCUUCAAGCCCACGGCGGAGCCGCCGCAAUCCGGCCCAGUCGAUGAAGUCGAUGCCCUGUACCGCCAGCAGCCGCCUAACCGGCAGCCGUCGCCCGGUGCGAACAAGACGAAGAAGUGGCAGCCGCUGACGUCGAUCGCGCCGAACCCGGAGGCGGACGACCAUGACCCGUUCAGUCUUGGCGACAGCGACGACGAGCAGGAUCCCAAGACCAAGGAUGUCAAGGCGGAGGACACGGAGCGGCUGAAGCGCGCAGCGUCGGUGUCGUCGGAGAGCAACAAGGACAAGGACGGCAACAAGGAGGGGGCGAGCAACACGGUCAGGCCGGCGGAACGGAGCGGCAGCGUGGGUCAAAAGGACAAGGAUGCCGAGGAGUUGCUGAGCGGGAAGAAAGAAACGAGCUCAUAA
This is a messenger RNA of Aplosporella prunicola CBS 121167, 1266 nucleotides long. RefSeq lists its product as uncharacterized. Bases 1 to 1266 code for a protein of 421 amino acids. Lineage: Eukaryota; Fungi; Ascomycota; Dothideomycetes; Botryosphaeriales; Aplosporellaceae. The record is from RefSeq and is a predicted model, not a curated record. The transcript is spliced from 4 exons. Gene Ontology annotation, biological process: ubiquitin-dependent protein catabolic process. Gene Ontology annotation, molecular function: ubiquitin binding; ubiquitin conjugating enzyme binding. Gene Ontology annotation, cellular component: cytoplasm.